Messenger RNA from Paramisgurnus dabryanus, 1037 nucleotides. Its product is annotated as cysteine-rich and transmembrane domain-containing protein 1-like. Gene Ontology annotation, cellular component: extracellular exosome. NCBI's taxonomy places the organism in Eukaryota, Metazoa, Chordata, Actinopteri, Cypriniformes, Cobitidae. The record is from RefSeq and is a predicted model, not a curated record.
CAGUCAGCUGAUAUUAGCGCACGUAACUUUCCAACGGGAGUCUGCGUGACAUCACUACGUCCAUUGUGUGACCUAAACGUUAUUUUGCUCGUGCUUAUAUGGUGAGAGGUUGUCGCGGUGAAAUAAGAAAAACACAACUGUCAGAUAAGAGGAUAUAUCUGAAACUCGCGCAACGCUGUGAGAACCUGUUUCUUCAUCAAAGUGUCCUCAUCUCCCGUGUGUAGAUGAAUUGCGAUCAGCCUCCACCCUACACAGGGCCUGGACCCACAGCUCCAGGAUACCCUCCUCCAUCAGCUGCUGGAUACCCUGCUCAAGCUUACCCUCAGCAGGGAUACCCACCUCAGGGAUUCCCACCCCAGGGAUACCCUGCACAGGGAUACCAAGGUUAUCCGGUCCACACGGACCAGCCCAACGUUGGUUUCCCGAACUACCCGCCCGGACCCCAAGGACCCUACCCAGUCCAGCCUCCAUACCAGGGUUACCCUCAACCACAAUAUGGAGAUCCAGCGUAUGGAGAACCUCCUAAAAACACUGUGUAUGUUGUGGAGCAGGAAAGAAGAGAUGACUCUGGCCAGGCUUGUUUAACUGCAUGUUGGACAGCACUUUGUUGCUGUUGUCUGUGGGACAUGUUGACCUAAAGAUUAAGAAUCCACUGUGAGCCCCAGUUUCGUUUGUAAAGAUCUUUAACUCCAUCUGAAUUAUUAUUUGUGUAUGACUACUGAAAAAAUAGUUGAAACGUUUGGUUUAACCUCAAGCUUGGGGCACCUCUUUAUAUUCCUGUAACGCACUGAGAGACAUUUACAUCCGAUUACUUGCCGCCUUAUUAUUUGUAGAUGCAUAUUAGUCGCAAUGUUUUUAUGAUAUGUAUAUUGAUGAAAUACAAAAUCCACCUCUUUAUUGAUGAAUGCAGUUUUUGCUUGGACAUGGACCAGAUUUGAGUAUCAAAUAUGGCCUUAAAGAGUCUAUGAAUGUUUGAUCUGUCUUAAUUUAAGUAAAGGAAAAUGUUUGUUCCUAUUCAUUAAAAUAAUAGAAAUGUA